UAGAAGCUCAAGGGCCACGUUGAAGAUAAUUUUAAGCCUAGCCGCUGCAUAAAGUUCAUUUCUUGCCCACUUGUGGCUCAAAGUUGCUGUACUAUAGCAAUGGAAUGGUCAUAGGGGCACUAGUUUGAAGUUUGAGCUCGUGUCAAUCUCCAACAGUGAGAACUUUCUGCUGUUGAUUGGUUCUCUGCGUCAAUGGAGGUCUUUGAGCAGCCAACAGGGAGUACUGGAGCCGAUAGUUCAACGAGUAACAGGACGCCCUUGAACAAGUGGAUGGCCUUUGAAACAGGAAAGUCUUCAAACCUCCAAGCAGCAGCAGCUUCUGAUGAAAUUCCCCCGGAAACGGCUGAAAGACAUGGACUUGUAGAGCACCAAAGCAACCAGCUGAAGUCAUCCUCGGAUAGGUAUAGGUUCGCUGCCGAAUCAAGAACAUCAGAGGAAUCCGAAGCAGGUGGGGUGUUCCCAAGGGUAUCACAGGAGUUGAAAUCUGCCUUGGCAACGCUGCAACAAACUUUCGUUGUCUCCGACGCCACAAAACCAGACUGUCCCAUAAUGUACGCCAGCAGUGGAUUCUUUAGCAUGACUGGUUAUUCAUCCAAGGAAGUCAUUGGGAGGAAUUGUCGGUUUCUUCAGGGCCCAGAAACAGAUGAGAAUGAGGUGGAAAAAAUAAGAGACGCUGUGAGGAAUCGAAGCAGCUACUGUGGCAGGCUCUUGAACUACAAGAAGGACGGCACUCCUUUUUGGAAUCUCCUUACUGUCACUCCUAUCAAAGAUGGCUCUGGCAAUGUCAUCAAAUUUAUUGGAAUGCAGGUUGAGGUUAGCAAAUAUACAGAAGGGGUAAAUGACAAGGCACUACGCCCAAAUGGACUGCAUAAGUCCUUAAUUCGUUAUGAUGCUCGACAGAGGGAGAAGGCUUUAGGAUCCAUCACUGAGGUUGUCCAAACAGUGAAACAUCCAAGAUCUCACAUUUUGGCUACAAGUCACUACUCUUCUGGCAAGCAAGAAGAGCAAGAGAAAUUCGGCCUUGAUUAUAUUCUUCCUAAAUCUGUCGAGCUUGAGAACGUGAACAAUCUUGGUAGCCAAACACCUCAAUCGGAUUACAGAACAAGGUCUUCCCUGGAAUCUGGAAAGAAAUCUAGAAUAUCAGGUCGCAUUUCCUUGAUGGGGUUUAAAAGGAGGUCUUUAACCACUGCAGGAAAGAAUGAGCAGCAACCAAGUUUUGAACCAGAACCAGAGGUGUUGAUGACCAAGGAAUUAGAACGCACUGACAGUUGGGAUCGUGCUGAGAGAGAGAGGGACAUACGCCAAGGCAUUGAUCUAGCGACAACACUGGAGCGCAUUGAAAAAAACUUUGUGAUCACAGAUCCUAGACUUCCUGAUAACCCUAUUAUAUUUGCAUCUGAUAGCUUUCUGGAGUUGACAGGAUAUACCCGUGAAGAAAUUUUGGGAAGAAACUGCCGAUUUCUUCAAGGACCUGAAACAGAUCAAGCAACUGUCUCAAAGAUUAGAGAUGCUAUAAGAGAACAAAGGGAAAUCACUGUUCAAUUGAUCAAUUAUACUAAGUGCGGAAAAAAAUUCUGGAACCUAUUCCACUUGCAGCCUAUGCGUGACCAAAAGAGCGAGCUACAAUACUUCAUUGGUGUUCAACUAGACGGAAGUGAUCAUGUGGAACCCCUGCGCAAUCGCCUUUCAGAGAGAACAGAGCUACAAAGUGCAAAGCUGGUUAAAGCUACUGCAGAAAAUGUUGAUGAAGCUGUUCGGGAACUUCCUGAUGCCAACUUGAGGCCAGAGGAUUUGUGGGCAAUUCAUUCUCAACCCGUCGUUCCCCUGCCUCACAAAAGGGAUAGUUCUUCUUGGAUGGCUAUACAAAAGAUCACUUCACAAGGAGAAAAAAUGGGCUUGCAACAUUUUGUUCCUGUAAAACCUCUAGGGUGUGGUGAUACUGGCAGUGUUCAUUUGGUGGAACUAAAAGGUUCCGGUGAACUGUACGCUAUGAAGGCAAUGGAAAAGUCUAUGAUGUUAAAUCGCAACAAGGUUCACCGAGCAUGCGUUGAAAGGGAAAUCAUUUCAUUAUUGGAUCAUCCAUUUCUUCCCACACUAUACACGUCCUUUCAGACUUCUACGCAUGUUUGUUUGAUAACAGACUUCUAUGCUGGGGGAGAGUUAUUUUCCUUGCUUGACAAGCAGCCCAUGAAGUCUCUUAAGGAGGAAUCUGCGAGGUUCUAUGCAGCAGAGGUUGUCAUCGGAUUGGAGUAUCUUCAUUGCUUAGGAAUAAUUUAUCGGGACCUGAAGCCUGAAAAUAUUUUACUCCAAAAGGAUGGGCACAUUGUUUUAACAGACUUUGAUCUAUCGCUUAUGGCAUCAUGUAAACCCCAAAUUAUACAACCUCCGGCUAAUAAUCGGAGAAGAUCUAGAAGCCAGCCGCCGCCAAUAUUUGUUGCAGAACCGUCAAGCCAGUCAAAUUCUUUUGUCGGAACUGAAGAGUACAUUGCUCCUGAAAUUAUAACUGGUACUGGCCACAGUAGCGCUAUUGACUGGUGGGCUCUUGGUAUUUUAUUGUAUGAGAUGCUCUAUGGUCGUACACCUUUUAGGGGAAAGAAUAGGCAGAAAACAUUUGCCAACAUCUUGCACAAAGAUCUUACCUUUCCAAGCAGCAUUCCGGUUAGUCUUGCAGCAAGGCAGUUGAUGAAUGCAUUGCUGAACAGAGACCCUGGCAGCCGUUUAGGAUCAAAAAGUGGUGCCAGUGAGAUCAAGCAACACCCCUUUUUCCGUGGAAUCAAUUGGCCUCUGAUACGCUGCAUGAGCCCACCAACAUUAGAUGUCCCACUUCAGUUGGUUGGAAAAGAUCCAAAAGCCAAGAAUGCACAAUGGGAUGAUGAUGGAGUGCUUGUUAGUCCCAUGGAUAUGGAUAUUUUCUGAAGAUUUCGAGAACUCAAGUAAGAAUCCCGCUAAUGGCUCCUUACUGCAUCUUAUGCUCUCGGUAUAAACCAUUCACGCGUGGUCUGUAAAUAAACUGUGCACAAUUUGAACCAACGACCCUAUGAUCUCCACAUUUUUUUGGAGGAUGGCACAAAGGAGACUCGAAAGUCGGGAUUCUUGGGAAGAACAGGUGAUUAGCAGACAUUAUGUCCGCUAUAGACACGGUGGACGUUUUCCAGACUCAAUGGGAGAGGAGUGGGUUGUAUCAGUUGCAAACUAGGUGAUAAGGACUUGUUCACAUCGAACUUACAGCUGGGAGCAUGUAUUAGUUAAGAACGGUGAGAUUUUAAUAUGGGGACUGUCAUGUUAGAUUUCGUAGUUCAUA
This is a messenger RNA of Tripterygium wilfordii, 3301 nucleotides long. Its product is annotated as phototropin-2. Gene Ontology annotation, biological process: protein phosphorylation. Gene Ontology annotation, molecular function: protein serine/threonine kinase activity; ATP binding. Gene Ontology annotation, cellular component: plasma membrane; nucleus; cytoplasm. The record is from RefSeq and is a predicted model, not a curated record. The coding region runs from base 193 to 2916 and encodes 907 amino acids. The transcript is spliced from 24 exons. Lineage: Eukaryota; Viridiplantae; Streptophyta; Magnoliopsida; Celastrales; Celastraceae.